Glossina fuscipes is the source of this 588-nucleotide messenger RNA. RefSeq lists its product as uncharacterized. The transcript has 3 exons. Lineage: Eukaryota; Metazoa; Arthropoda; Insecta; Diptera; Glossinidae. The record is from RefSeq and is a predicted model, not a curated record. The coding region runs from base 89 to 580 and encodes 163 amino acids.
CGAUAAGCAACGAUAAGCAUUUAAACAUAUGUCAAAAAAAGAAAAAAUCAGACAAGGUAUUGAACGCUGAAGUAUUCUACAAAUAAAGAUGUCCAAGCAUCCGGCUCCAGAAAAUCAGCGUGUCUAUCCUUCCGCUCCUCCAGCGCUUUUCAGCAGCAAUGAUUUCUCGCAAAGGGCUCCGCCGCCCUCUUAUGAGGAAAGUUUAAAGAUGUCAACGCCAUUAACAAACUUACCUUCUCCAUAUUACGCAGGCCAAGGAGUUCCAUUGGCGCCCGGAACAUCUUAUGGCUAUGUCAAUCCAUAUCAAGUUCAUGUACAACAACAGCAAAGGCAUUACAACCCAAUGUCUACUAGUUUUCAAUCAGCUUGCACGCAGCCCACGCAGCCUUCUCCUUCGAAUGCCCAGGAUAAAAAUAGAAAUGUUUUACUAUUGGCCAAAGGGGCUAAAUUGCGCACAGCACCUAAUGGUGCUAUUAGUAUUCCUCCGCCUCCCCCAGGAUGUGCACCAUCUGCAGCCCAAUUGGCUGCCAUGAAAGGUCAACCUGUAUUGGUCAAAAAACAAAAAGGAUCCUUUUUCUAAACAAACGA